GUCCAGUCAAAUUUUGAGAGGUUGCGAGACACAUUAAGAAAAAAAAUCUAGCAAAAUGAUUAAGUGUGCCCUACUUAUCUUUUGCACGUUAUCGGUCGCUCACGGAGCAGAAUGGUGCCUAAAACCAGAGCCGAUAAGCGCAUCUGUGGCUGAGACACCUGCAGAAAAAUCAACGUCAGAAACUCCUAAGGACACGCCAAAAUGUUCGCUGGAAUCACCCGAAUUGGUUACGGGACUACUUGUAAAUGGGACUCAGGACAGAAACGCGGACUUGUUGCCGUCCUGGGUCAAUCUCACCUUGGCUACGCAGGGUCAGAAGUGGGCUUCAGAGAAUAUCCCACUGAUUUCGGGAAGUCACAUUUUUGGACUUAUGUUCGUCCUCGCAUUUCCCGACCUCAAUGCCGUCCUGCUCUUUACGAACCAGUCAGAUACGGGAAAUCUUGCGAUGAAGCGAUAUGCGUCCACCAUUCAGCAAGUGAACACGUGGUACAACGGGUCCUUAAAAGAGUCGACGGACGACAACGAUAUCUUGUCCAGCUUGUUGAGAGUCCGAGGUCUUCACACGGCCGCCAUGAAGGCCGGAAACGAACGAAUGCAUGGCGAAAAUCCGAGACCAUUGAUCAACAAGGAACUUUAUGAACGUGUCCAGAUAGAUGAAGGAAUGUGGAAGGCGUUCGAGACAGACUUGAAAAAUUCUGAUGUUCCCGAAAAAUCGAGAAAAGUUCCGGAAAAAUAUUUUGGAAGGGAUGGCAAGUUUUUUGCGGUCAAUCAAUUUCAACAAGCAAUGACGCAAUUCGCUUUUAUCGGUUUUCCUGUCCUCUUCCCGGAAAGAAUAUUCUUGAUCGAUGCGAAAGAUGAGGAUUUGGUGGCUUUUAAUCACCUGUGGGCCGUGUUGGGGCACGCUCUGGGCAUCGAGGACGAGUACAACAUCGCACUCCAGCCCGAUUUAAAGACCACGAAGGAGUAUUACCAACAUAUUUACGAAAAUUGGUACCUUCCCCAAAUCUUUAAUCUGGACUUCCACACCAAAGUUUUAAUGGAGGCGCAACUACAGGGUUUCGAAAAAAUUGACGACAUUCUGACCCCGAGAACCCUGCUGUUGCGACUCCUACGAGACAUCGUCAAAAUUCCGGUGCCCAAUAUGACGCGAGAACUCACACCUAAAGAUCACGCCAAAAUGUUGCAGUUCCACGCGAAGGGCCUACACGGAUUUGUUUCUAAGAUUGCGGGUGACUUUAGGGAGAAUUUGAAAUCUAAAAUUCAAGGCUUCUUGAGCCGAUUGCCUUAAGAUAUUAAAUAUAACAUUUUUUAGAAAAUUUCUCUAAAAUGUGGAGCCAUUUAUAAAUCUGAUUUCUAAAUUUCUAGAAAUCUUACCCUUCAUAUUUUCAGUAUACUCACAAUUGAAAGUUUGAUGUUAAUGUGUAUUUUACUUUAGUUGCAACUUUAAACAAAUAUUUUCUGAUCUGAAUAAAAUAAUUGAGUAUGCUUUAAUCAUCUCCGUCCGAUAAACUUGCAAAAAUUUUGCAAAAUGGGCGUAUAAUUCUGAAGUUUGUGUCUAGCUAAUUUUUUAAAGGAAAGUUUUUAAAGUAAAUCAUUUUUGAGUGAU
Messenger RNA from Folsomia candida, 1606 nucleotides. RefSeq lists its product as uncharacterized. The transcript has 6 exons. Lineage: Eukaryota; Metazoa; Arthropoda; Collembola; Entomobryomorpha; Isotomidae. Bases 56 to 1288 code for a protein of 410 amino acids. The record is from RefSeq and is a predicted model, not a curated record.